UGUUGGCAGCAGUGUCGGCUGUUGCAAAUGGUGGAUUGCGUUACUUUUUCUCGUGCUCCGUGUAAAAUAUUUACGUAAAAUAGUGUUAAUUUCGUGGUGCAGUGUUUCUGACUUACAGAAACAUGUCGGAAACACUGCCGAACAACAAAAAACAAGUGCCGAGGCAGUUGCGGGAACGCAAGCAACGCAAACUGUACUCAGAUGAAUGGGCACUUGGUGAUGAUGAAGCUGAAGGUGGCCGUGGGUUUUCACUGGCUGAUAAACUGGAGAGUCCCAGGUUCGAACAUACUGGAGCUGUCAUCGAAAUGACUGGACCAGAACUUACCAUUUCAUAUCUACAGAAGAAUGGCUUCACAACACCGUUACUGUUUAAAGAGAAAAAUGGAUUAGGAUUGAGGGUGCCUACAAGCAACUUUACUGUGAACGACGUGCGCAUGUGCGUCGGCUCCCGCCGUCUGCUCGAUGUCAUGGAUGUCAACACGCAGAAGAACAUCGAGAUGACAAUGAAGGAUUGGCAGCGUUAUUACGACGAUGCCAACAAGGAACGUCUGUUGAAUGUGAUCUCGCUGGAGUUCUCGCACACACGUCUCGAGAACUACGUGCAAGCGCCGCGUAUAGUGCGCCUCAUCGACUGGGUGGACACAGUGUGGCCACGUCAUCUCAAGGAUCAGCAGACUGAAUCCACCAAUGCUCUGGAUGAUAUGAUGUACCCCAAAGUACAAAAGUAUUGCCUCAUGUCAGUCAAAGGCUGCUAUACGGAUUUCCAUAUUGAUUUUGGAGGCACAUCGGUGUGGUAUCACAUUUUGAGAGGUGCGAAAGUGUUCUGGCUAAUCCCGCCUACAGAGAAGAACUUGCAGCUGUACGAGAAGUGGGUGCUAUCAGGCAAACAAUCGGACGUAUUCUUUGGUGAUACAGUUGAGAAAUGUAUUCGUGUUCAUUUACAAGCGGGACACACGUUCUUCAUCCCGACGGGUUGGAUCCACGCGGUGUACACGCCCAGCGACUCCCUCGUAUUCGGAGGCAACUUCCUGCAUCAGUUCGGUAUCGAGAAACAGCUCAAGAUCGCUCAAGUUGAAGAUGUCACCAAGGUACCACAGAAGUUCCGUUACCCGUUCUUCACGGAGAUGCUGUGGUACGUGUUGGACCGCUACGUGAACGCGUUGCUCGGCCGCACGCACCUCGCCAUGGAGGGCGUGCCUCCGCCACAGCUCACCACGCCCAAGGAACACGUGCAUCUCACACAGAACGAACUGCACGGACUCAAGGCAAUCGUGAUGUACUUGCACCAGCUGCCCGCGGCGCGCAAAUCGGUGCCGGAGCUGUUGAGUGACCCCAUAGCACUGGUGCGCGACGUGCGUACCCUUGUCGAGCAGCAUCGACAUGACAAGCAGCACCUCGCGGUCACAGGAGUGCCUCUGCUUAAAGGUCCCGACGAGGCAACGAGUGAGCGGCGUCAGUCGAGUGGACGCGGCGGGCGUGGCGGUGGUCAUCGCGGCCCGCCCUCGCGACCCCGUCCCGAGCACGCCAACUCUGCGCCCCGCAGGCGACGUACCAGAUGCAAAAAGUGCGAGGCGUGCCUGCGCACGGAUUGCGGCGAGUGCGUGUUCUGCCACGAUAUGGUCAAGUUCGGCGGACAGGGGCGCGCCAAGCAGACCUGCGUCAUGCGACAGUGCCUACAGCCAAUGUUGCCGGUGACAGCGUCGUGUGCGGUGUGUCACCUGGACGGCUGGAUGCAGACGCCGGUCGCGCCCCAAGCCAAGGGUAACUCCGGACGGAAUGGUCCGUCGUCGUUGCGCGAGUGCUCUGUGUGCUACAGCAUCGUGCACCCAGGCUGCGUGCCCCCCGGCGGUCAGCUCAACGAGGACCUGCCCAACUCCUGGGAGUGCCCCACAUGCACCAACAUGGGACUCAACCAUGAUUACAAACCGCGUCAUUUCCGUGCACGUCAAAAGUCGUCAGAUUUGCGGCGCAUGAGUGUUGGCUCCGAUGUCAGUCAGCUAGGACAUCAUAAUCAUCAGAGUAAACUGCAGCUGCCUCCGCCGGGGCCAAUACCUGUCAAGUCUGAGACGGGCUCCGACAACGAGGGCAAGAACGACGGCUUGCAUCUCAAAUCUGAAGACGAUAUAAAGCGCGAGGAGUGCGGUGGCGAGGGUAAUGCGGAGGAGAAUUGGGAACCGGCGGCGAAGAAGCGUCGCUGUAGCCAUGAGGACGAGGCGCCCAAGAAGCAGGCGCUGCGGGCCCACCUCGCGCUGCAGCUCACGCACCACACCGGGAAGGUACGUCCGAAGAAUCUUAAGAAGCCCUUAUACCCGGUGCGACCGGUGGGGUACUGCGGGGCGCAGCACGCGGGCGUGCCCUGGCUGGACCGCGACGCUAUGAUCGCUGUCUUCUCCAAGCUCACCCCCAUCGACCUCACCAGCUGCUCACUCGUCUGCAAGGCCUGGGCUGAGUACACGGCGGACCCCAGCUUGUGGCGCACCAUGUCGUUCGUUCAGGUGCGCGUGUCGGCGGCGCAGCUGGCCGGUAUCGUGCGCCGUCAGCCGCACACGCUUGGCCUCGAGUGGUGCCAACUCGCCCGGCGGCAGCUCGCCUGGUUACUAGCUCGUCUGCCAACGCUACGUACGCUGUCGUUGGCGGGGUCGCCGGCGGAGGCGGCCCUGGCGCUGCGGUCACCGUCCUGCCCGCCGCUCACCACGCUCGAUCUAUCGUUCGCGCGCUGCCUGGACGACGCCAAGCUGCGUGGAGUGCUGGCCCCGCCGGAGACCUCAAGGCCGGGCGGCGGCGCACGAACCGGCGCCGAGCCCUCGCGCCUUGCCGCGCUCUCCGUACUGCGCCUGCCCGGCACCGAUAUCACUGACGUCGCUAUGCGAUACGUUGUACAAGCGUUACCGAAGCUGUGCGAGCUGGAUGCCUCGUCGUGCGCGCGACUGACGGACGCGGGCGCGGCGCAACUGGCGCACCACGCGCUGCAGCGGCUCUCAUUGGCAGGCUGCCGGCUUCUCACCGAGGCCGCGCUCGACCACCUCGCGCGCUGCCCCAACCUCGUGCGAUUGGAUCUCCGACACGUGCCGCUGGUGUCGACGCAAGCGGUGAUCAAGUUCGCGGCCAACUCCAAGCACAACUUGCACGUGCAGGAUGUGAAGCUGGUAGAGCUGAGGAAAACCUGAUGCGAGACUGCGCCCGAGCCGGCGCCCCAACCCGAGUCCGAGGCAACGCCCGAGGCCGGGACUGAAGAAGCCGCGCUCGAGGCCCCCGCCCAGGCAGCUCCUGAGGCCCCGAUGGUCCCUGAGGUCCAGGCGGCCCCUGAGACCCAGCCCGAGUCCGCGCCCGACGCAGCGACCACUGAAUGACUUGAUGUGGAACCUUGUGAUGUGUAGUGUAGUGUGACAGUGUGUGUUGGUGGCAUACGAUUGUGUGAUUAUUGUGUGACUUACCAUUCUCAUUCUCUUCCACAAUAGUUCUAGUCUCGCUCAGUUUACUUUAGGUAACUGACAAUAAUUUUUUUUAAUGGUAUUGUGUUAUUAUUUUUUAUGUUGGUACCCUUUUCGGUUUGAAAAGGCUCGAUGAACAAUCAGGGUAUUAAAUAUAAUUAAAAUUUCAACAAUUUAUUAUGAGGCUUGUUUGUUCUGUACCAUAAAUUUCAUGUUUUACACAACAUAUCAAAAUUACUCGCUAUGCUAUCAACAUACAAAUGUAGAUAUUAAAGAAAAAGACUUAAAAUAAGCCUAAUGUGUAAUAUUGUUGAAGUGAUACAGUUUAAACAAAAAAAAUAUAUUAGAUAAUACAGCUCUCGAUUGUAAGAGCUAGACAUUUUUAGUAUUUAAGAUUUAAAUGUGGAUUGUGUAGACAAUUCAGCUAUUAUAUUAAACCAAAUAUUGUUCACUAAUAUGUGGUCUCAGAACAUGUGACAUAGAUUAAUUUUGAUAGGGAAUUACUAAAUUGGUACAUUGUUUGUACAGGCAUCUUUAUGAGUUUCCACUGAAGAAAACAUGUACAAAUCAUUUUGUCAUCCCUCACUAUAUCUUUGAAAAAACAGAGAUGACAAUAUGACAUUCUACAUAGAUUUCAAAAGUGGAAAUGUAAAGGAUAAUGUAGCAGAAAUAGUCUUUUUCUAAUAAACACUUUGGUCUUUACAUAAAGUUCAUCAUAUUAUUUGACAGGAAUUUAAUAAAGUUUUAAAAUACUAAAAACCACAGGACUUUAAUUCAAGUAGCUUAGAGAAAUAACUAAAAGGAAAAUAUUACUCUUUAAUAAAAUAAAAAAAACUUGAAAUGGAUAAACACACCGGAUUUCGAAAAAUGUAAAAAAACAUAACAAAAUUAUUCAGGUUUAGUGCUAAAUUUGCCGACCAUGACAAGAUAGUACAACAAGGAUUGUAACACUUUGUUAUGACCAGAGCUAGAGAGCUAUUUAGUUUGGCUUAUGCACCCAGCGGGGCUAGACAAAGUUCCUUCGAUUUGAACACUUCCAUAAAGAAUUUCAAAAAUGUUUGGAACUGACACGCGACAGUCACGUGACUUAUCGAAAGUUAUUGUCAGUUCUAUACAACUUUGAAGUUUCUUAUGGAAUGGCUUCAUAGCGAAUGAAUUUUGUCCAGCCUCCCAGGGUCUGAUAACUUCGUCGCUUUAUGUUUAAAUGUCAGUUUUGACAAUUUAAUUGAAUUGUAAAGCCUUAAACAUGUGAUAUGUUAUAUCAUGGAAUGUUUAAUUCUAGUUAGAUAUGUGAUAAUCGUCCUAAUUGCGAUAUCUCAAUAUAUCGUAGGAAAUUCUUUAUAAUAUAGCACGAGACAAAAUGUAUUGAUCAGAUAUUUCCCUUAAUACAUUUGGUUUAAAUCAAAAGACAUAUAGAUAUUUUUUUAUAAGAGAAGGUGGCAAACGAAACAAGCACUGAGGUAAUCAACGAUACUCAUGGAUAUCUGCAACACUAGAGGAACUGCAGAUGUGUUGCCGGUCUUUGAUGAAAUGUUAUUAAUAUAAAAUUGUUAAUAAUUUAAUUAAGACUAGCAACACUGUAGUCUCCUUGGUGUUGUCAUGUCUAUGACCGUCGAUGACCUUUGUGUUCCAGCCAGUGUUUACUCUUGUCUUAUGAAAAAAAUAAGUUUGAGUUGUAAUUUUUCUUUUUCUUUAGUUCACUAUUAAUCUCUCAUGCUAUACUUAAAGAAAUAUCAUUAAUGUAUGUAAAUAUGUUUAUUUAAAAGUAAUUAUUUUAAGAAUAAAAAACUGAUUAAUUUGUGAAUGUAGUUUUGCCUCACUAAAUCUACACUUAGAGAUAACUCAGUGUAGUUUAAGUAAUGUUUCUGCCUUAUGUAGAACAAAAUUAUUCUAUCCUUUUUUUUAUAAGUUCUGUGGUUGAAUUGUACGAAACCCGAGUGUUUGUUGACCUAAUACAUAAUUGUAUGAUUUCCAACUAAUAUUUUUGUGUGCUUUUGUUCAUAUUAUGUUCAAAAAGAUUUAUUUCAACCAAAAUUUGAACCAUGAAUACCAUCUGUGUAUUUUUUUUGAAACAAUUUUGUUGGCAUUUGAGUUGGCACGUUCAGAACUAGAGUACUUAUGUGGACAACGUGCCAACUUAAAUGUAGGCUUCCUUAGAUAUAAUUUACGCCAAAAAUUAUUAGUUUUUAAAUUAAGUACUUUAGUUUUAAUCAAAUGACAAGAAUGUUUAAUACAAUUUUUAUAUUCAGUUUUUGUUUUGCACAUUAUUUUCUUCCGCACAAUAGUUAUUGAAAGUUAAUAAUUUUAUUACAUAAUGUUGUAUAUAAAUAUAUAUUUUAUUUGUUAUUCUUAACACCAUC
This is a messenger RNA of Papilio xuthus (Asian swallowtail), 5791 nucleotides long. RefSeq names its product Lysine demethylase 2 (gene Kdm2). Gene Ontology annotation, molecular function: protein binding; DNA binding; zinc ion binding. NCBI's taxonomy places the organism in Eukaryota, Metazoa, Arthropoda, Insecta, Lepidoptera, Papilionidae. The transcript has 21 exons. The coding region runs from base 123 to 3167 and encodes 1014 amino acids. The record is from RefSeq and is a predicted model, not a curated record.